This is a messenger RNA of Arabidopsis arenosa, 691 nucleotides long. Lineage: Eukaryota; Viridiplantae; Streptophyta; Magnoliopsida; Brassicales; Brassicaceae. The record is from the annotation of a GenBank genome assembly.
CCAGUUCUUUCUUAACAAUAUUUUUCGAAUACCUUAUAUAUAACAAUUACAAAAGUAGUGUUUUUAAGAGAUCGUCGCCUACAAUGGCUUCAAAAGCUUUUCUUUUUUUAAGUCUCAUUGUUGUGCUUCUCAUCGCGUCUGAGGUGGUAGCCAGAGACCUCGCUGAAAAAUCGGCAGAGUAUAAAAACAAAGGAGGAGACGAAGUAAAGCAAACUGAGCAGUUUGGAGGGUUCCCGGGAGGAGGGUAUGGAGGGUUCCCAGGAGGAGGGUAUGGAGGAAACCCUGGUGGAGGGUAUGGAAACCGCGGUGGAUAUGGAAACCGUGGAGGAGGAUAUGGAAACCGUGGAGGAGGAUAUGGAAACCGCGGUGGUGGAUAUGGAAACCGUGGUGGAGGAUAUGGAAACCGUGGUGGUGGAUAUGGAAACCGCGGUGGUGGAUACUGUCGCUACGGCUGCUGCUACAGAGGCUACUACGGUGGCUGCUCCAGGUGUUGUUCUUAUGCUGGUCAGGCUGUUCAAACUCAGCAACAGAGUACUGAGCCUGGUCACUAAAAGUCUAAAAAUGAUGCAUAAUUACCAUGGUUGGAAAAGUCAGUACAAAGAUAAAAGAUUGCUUUGUGUAUUGCUUAUGUUUUAUUUUUAAGUUUGUUUUGUGAUAAUCUCUGUUCAUGUAAUAAAAGUAUGUUUGGAUU